Molecule: messenger RNA, 4867 nt
Organism: Chinchilla lanigera (long-tailed chinchilla)
Lineage: Eukaryota; Metazoa; Chordata; Mammalia; Rodentia; Chinchillidae
Gene: Mast1
Product: microtubule associated serine/threonine kinase 1
Exons: 26
Coding region: 74-4792 (1572 amino acids)
Biological process (GO): intracellular signal transduction; peptidyl-serine phosphorylation
Molecular function (GO): magnesium ion binding; ATP binding; protein serine/threonine kinase activity
Source: RefSeq, a predicted model, not a curated record
UCCGCCCCGCGCUCGCUCCCCGCGCUCGCUCCCCGCGUCGCCGCACCUGCCACCAUGUCGCCGCCGCCGGGUCAUGUCUGACUCGCUCUGGACCGCGCUUUCCAAUUUCUCGAUGCCCUCCUUCCCCGGCGGCAGCAUGUUCCGUCGCACCAAGAGCUGCCGCACCAGUAACCGGAAAAGCCUCAUCUUGACCAGCACUUCACCCACGCUGCCCCGACCCCACUCGCCGCUUCCAGGCCACUUGGGUAGCAGUCCCCUGGACAGCCCCCGCAACUUCUCCCCCAAUACCCCUGCCCACUUCUCCUUUGCCUCCUCCCGAAGGGCUGACGGACGCCGCUGGUCUUUGGCCUCACUCCCCUCCUCUGGCUAUGGCACCAACACACCCAGCUCCACCGUCUCGUCCUCCUGCUCCUCCCAGGAGCGCCUGCACCAGCUGCCCUACCAGCCCACGGUGGAUGAGCUGCACUUCCUGUCCAAACACUUCGGCAGCACCGAGAGCAUCACCGACGAGGAUGGCGGCCGUCGCUCCCCUGCCGUGCGCCCGCGCUCCAGGAGCCUCAGCCCCGGCCGCUCCCCCUCCUCCUACGACAACGAGAUCGUGAUGAUGAACCACGUGUACAAGGAGCGGUUCCCCAAGGCCACCGCGCAGAUGGAGGAGAAGCUGCGCGACUUCGCCCGCGCCUACGAGCCUGACAGCGUGCUGCCGCUGGCCGACGGCGUGCUGAGCUUCAUCCACCACCAGAUCAUCGAGCUGGCCCGGGACUGCCUCACCAAGUCCCGUGACGGGCUCAUCACCACUGUGUACUUCUACGAGCUACAGGAGAACCUGGAGAAGCUGCUGCAGGAUGCCUACGAGCGGUCUGAGAGCUUGGAGGUGGCCUUCGUCACACAGCUGGUGAAAAAACUGCUCAUCAUCAUCUCACGCCCCGCAAGGCUGCUUGAGUGCCUGGAAUUCAACCCAGAGGAGUUCUACCACCUGCUGGAGGCGGCGGAGGGCCAUGCCAAGGAGGGCCACCUGGUCAAGACAGACAUCCCGCGCUACAUCAUCCGCCAGCUGGGCCUCACCCGCGAGCCCUUUCCAGAUGUGACCCACUUGGAGGAGCAGGACAGCGGGGGCUCAAACACGCCAGAGCAGGACGACCUCUCUGAGGGUCGCAGCAGCACCUCCAAGGCCAAGAAGCCCCCUGGGGAGAACGACUUUGACACCAUCAAGCUCAUCAGCAACGGCGCCUACGGGGCUGUGUACCUGGUGCGGCACCGUGACACGAGGCAGCGCUUUGCCAUGAAAAAAAUCAACAAGCAGAACCUGAUCCUGCGGAACCAGAUCCAGCAGGCCUUUGUGGAGCGCGACAUCCUCACCUUCGCCGAGAACCCCUUCGUGGUUGGCAUGUUCUGCUCCUUUGAGACGCGGCGCCACCUCUGCAUGGUCAUGGAGUACGUGGAAGGCGGUGACUGUGCCACCUUGCUGAAGAAUAUCGGGGCGCUGCCAGUGGAGAUGGCCCGCAUGUACUUUGCUGAGACGGUGCUGGCACUCGAGUACCUGCACAACUAUGGCAUUGUGCACCGUGACCUCAAGCCAGACAACCUGCUCAUCACCUCCAUGGGCCACAUCAAGCUCACCGACUUCGGGCUGUCCAAAAUGGGGCUCAUGAGCCUGACCACCAACCUGUACGAAGGCCACAUUGAGAAGGACGCCCGGGAGUUCCUGGACAAGCAGGUGUGCGGGACCCCUGAGUACAUCGCGCCCGAGGUCAUCCUGCGCCAGGGCUACGGAAAGCCGGUGGACUGGUGGGCCAUGGGGAUCACCCUCUACGAGUUCCUGGUGGGCUGCGUGCCCUUCUUUGGGGACACUCCGGAAGAGCUCUUCGGACAGGUCAUCAGUGAUGACAUCCUGUGGCCCGAGGGGGACGAGGCGCUGCCCGCAGAUGCCCAGCUGCUGAUUUCCAGCCUCCUGCAGACCAACCCCCUGGUCCGGCUAGGGGCAGGCGGCGCCUUUGAGGUCAAGCAGCACAGCUUCUUUCGAGACCUGGACUGGACGGGGCUGCUGAGGCAGAAGGCCGAGUUCAUCCCCCAUCUGGAGUCGGAGGAUGACACCAGCUACUUCGACACCCGCUCCGACAGGUAUCACCACGUGAACUCCUAUGAUGAGGAUGACACGACGGAGGAGGAACCCGUGGAGAUCCGGCAGUUCUCCUCCUGCUCCCCGCGUUUCAGCAAGGUAUACAGCAGCAUGGAGCAGCUGUCGCAGCACGAGCCCAAGACCCCGGUAGCGGCAGCAGGGGGCAGUAAGCGGGAGCCAAGCACCAAGGGCCCGGAGGAGAAGGUGGCCGGCAAGCGGGAGGGGCUGGGCGGCCUGACCCUACGCGAGAAGACCUGGAGAGGGGGCUCCCCCGAGAUUAAGCGCUUCUCCGCGUCGGAGGCCAGUUUCCUGGAGGGCGAGGCCAGCCCGCCCCUGGGCGCCCGUCGCCGGUUCUCCGCGCUGCUGGAACCUAGCCGCUUCAACGUCCCGCAGGAAGAUGAAGAUGAGGCCCGGCUGCGCAGGCCGCCCCGGCCCGGCUCUGAUCUUCCAGGCUCACUGGAGGCGCGGGCGUCCAAAGAGGGGGCUCCAGGGGAAGGCGCCCCCAGUGCCGGGGACUCAGAGGCCAUUGAACGCCCACGUCCAGGUGACCUCUGCCCACCCUCAAAGGAAGGGGACCCAUCAGGUCCUAGGGCCACCAAUGACCUAGUUCUGCGCCGGGCGCGGCACCAGCAGCUGUCAGGGGACCCGGCAGUAGAGAAGCGGCCUUCUCGAACCGGGGGCAAAGUCAUCAAGUCAGCUUCAGCCACUGCCCUGUCUGUCAUGAUUCCUGCAGUGGACCCGCAUGGAAGUUCACCCCUUGCUAGUCCUAUGUCCCCACGAUCGCUCUCCUCCAACCCCUCCUCGAGGGACUCCUCACCCAGUCGGGACUACUCCCCAGCUGUCAGUGGGCUCCGCUCCCCCAUCACCAUCCAACGAUCAGGCAAGAAGUACGGCUUCACACUUCGAGCCAUCCGCGUCUACAUGGGUGACUCGGAUGUCUACAGCGUUCAGCACAUUGUUUGGCACGUGGAGGAAGGGGGUCCUGCCCAAGAAGCAGGGCUCUGUGCGGGAGACCUCAUCACUCACGUGAACGGGGAACCUGUGCAUGGCAUGGUACAUCCUGAGGUCGUGGAGCUGAUCCUUAAGAGCGGCAACAAGGUGGCAGUGACCACCACACCUUUUGAAAAUACUUCCAUCCGCAUUGGACCCGCAAGACGCAGCAGCUACAAGGCCAAAAUGGCAAGGCGGAACAAGAGGCCCUCUGCCAAGGAAGGCCAGGAGAGCAAGAAGCGCAGCUCCCUCUUCCGGAAGAUCACGAAGCAGUCGAACCUACUGCACACGAGCCGCUCGCUGUCGUCACUGAACCGCUCGCUGUCGUCCAGCGACAGCCUCCCGGGCUCCCCGACGCAUGGGUUACCAGCGCGCUCGCCCACGCACAGCUAUCGGUCCACGCCGGACUCCGCCUACCUAGGUGCCUCGUCUCAGAGCAGCUCACCCGCCUCGAGCACGCCUAACUCUCCGGCGUCGUCUGCGUCGCACCACAUCCGGCCCAGCACGCUGCAUGGGUUGUCGCCCAAGCUGCACCGCCAGUACCGCUCUGCACGCUGCAAAUCGGCUGGCAACAUCCCGCUGUCGCCGCUGGCGCACACGCCGUCCCCGACGCAGGCGUCACCGCCCCCGUUGCCAGGCCACACGGUGGGCAGCUCACACACCACGCAGAGUUUCCCAGCCAAGCUGCACUCGUCGCCGCCCGUCGUGCGCCCGCGCCCCAAGAGCGCAGAGCCCCCGCGCUCGCCGUUGCUCAAGCGCGUGCAGUCAGCGGAGAAGCUGGGUGCUUCGCUAGGUGCCGACAAGAAGGGCGCGCUGCGCAAGCACAGCCUAGAGGUUGGCCACCCCGACUUCCGCAAGGAUUUCCAUGGGGAGCUGGCGCUGCACAGCCUAGCAGAGUCCGACGGCGAGACCCCGCCUACCGAGGGACCUGGCGCCACGCGGCAGGUAGCAAUGCGCCGCCUGGGCCGCCAAGAGUCGCCCCUGAGUCUAGGUGCGGACCCGCAGCCAGAUGGCACCCCUAGGCAGGGGUCCUCGAGCAAGGACAGGGAGUCCCCUGGUGGCGGGGCCGAGGCCUGCACACCACCCCGCACUACGGCCCUUGGUGCCCGGACCCUGGAGCGGGACGCGGGCUGCACGCGACACCAGGGCGUGCAGACAGAGGACGGCGCGGGCGGGAUGGCCAGGGCUGUGGCUAAGGCGGCCCUGAGCCCAGUACAGGAGCACGAGACCGGCCGGCGCAGCAGCUCGGGCGAGGCCUGCGUGCCCCCGGUACCCAUUGUAGUAGAGCCUGCACGGCCUGGGGUCAAAACCGUGGCACCCCAACCUCCAGGCAUGGACCCCAAGGCACUGCCAGAACCUGCGACCCAGGCAACGGUGGCACCCGAGGCCCCACGGGGCCGGGAGCGCUGGGUGCUGGAGGUGGUGGAGGAGCGGACCACGCUGAGUGGACCCCGCUCCAAGCCCACUUCCCCCAAGCUCUCCCCGGAACCCCAGGCCCCGACACCAGCCCCUACAAAGAAUGCACCCAGCAGCACUGCAGGGUCCCCAGCGCCACCCACUUCCCUUCUGGUCCCCAGCACCAAACCUGAUGCAACCAUCAGCUCCCGGGGCCCUGCUGAAGCUACGCCUCCAGUAGGCUUGACCAAAAAAGGGGUUUCCAGCUCUGCACCCCCAGGCCCAUAGCCAAGGAGCCCACUGGUCCUUCUGUACAGCCACCUGUAUACAUUGUACACAUAUAAAUAAAGUGCGUCCAUACUG